UGUGCGACGGCGCUCGCCAGGACCUGGAAACGGUGGCGGUGCCCGGAUGAGCGGGUUCCUGAACCGGUGAGAUGCCGAAGGUGAAGCGGAGCCGCAAACCUCCCCCUGACGGCUGGGAGCUGAUCGAGCCCACCCUCGAUGAGCUGGACCAGAAAAUGAGGGAGGCUGAGACAGAGCCGCAUGAAGGGAAGAGGAAGGUAGAAUCACUGUGGCCCAUCUUCAGACUCCAUCACCAGCGAACACGUUACAUAUUUGACCUCUUCUACAAGAGGAAGGCGAUUAGCAGAGAGCUUUAUGAUUAUUGCAUAAGGGAGGGGUAUGCUGACAAGAAUCUGAUUGCCAAGUGGAAGAAGCAAGGCUAUGAAAACCUGUGUUGUCUUCGUUGUAUUCAAACCCGAGACACCAACUUUGGAACUAACUGCAUCUGCAGAGUUCCCAAAAGCAAGCUUGAAGUGGGAAGGAUUAUUGAGUGCACACACUGUGGAUGCAGAGGUUGCUCUGGUUAACUUUUCUUUCUUGGAUGAAGUGGAUUUUCGUCCAUGUACAAUCAAUCUUAUUUCUGAUUUAGAAUAUAUGGACCAUAGUAAGAUAUUCUGUAAAUGCUGUAGCUUGCUUCUAACUAACUUUCUUUUUGAAUGGAAUGGAAUAAAACUUUUUUAAAAACUGAAGUUUGUGAACACUGUAGACUGCGUAAACCAACAUGAACCCAACAUUGCAUACAGACUGGUUGGACAGCAAGCUCCCCAGUCUGAAGCACCAUCUUAUGAAGGUAGGGCAGCUUGAUGUGAAUGUAAUGCAACAAUUGUACUUGUGCAUAAUUUAAGUUUGGAAGCAAAACUGUUUUUUGCCCUGCAGACGACUUUUUAGUAAGUGAUUGGAGUCACCUUGACCUAUUUAGUUAUGUCAUAGCAGUAACAUUUACUUUAGACUACCCAACUAUACAAUUGUCUUUGAUGGUCCUCUAGAUUAUAAGUAAUCCUUUUUAAAGCUGCUUAUUGAACUGUACUGAAGCUUGUUACAAAAUAAAGAUUUUCUUUUUGUUCACUUA
Mobula hypostoma (lesser devil ray) is the source of this 1048-nucleotide messenger RNA. It is a transcript of the gene bud31, whose product is annotated as BUD31 homolog. Gene Ontology annotation, cellular component: spliceosomal complex; nucleus. The record is from RefSeq and is a predicted model, not a curated record. NCBI's taxonomy places the organism in Eukaryota, Metazoa, Chordata, Chondrichthyes, Myliobatiformes, Myliobatidae. The coding region runs from base 72 to 506 and encodes 144 amino acids. Gene Ontology annotation, biological process: mRNA splicing, via spliceosome. The transcript has 4 exons.